AAACUCCCAUUUUGUUUUCUCUUCAGAACAAAUAAUAAAACGUAGUAACACAAAAAAAAAAAAAAAAAGCGACAUGGACGCCAUUGAUUCCGUCGUGGAUCCGCUUAGAGACUUUGCCAAGGACAGCAUUCGCCUCGUUAAGCGUUGUCACAAGCCAGAUCGCAAAGAAUUCACGAAAGUGGCAGUGCGUACAGCAAUCGGGUUCGUAGUAAUGGGAUUCGUGGGAUUCUUUGUGAAGCUCAUCUUUAUUCCCAUCAACAACAUCAUCGUCGGUGCUACUUAGAUAACAAGGGAAGAUAAAAAGAUGGAGACGGGUAGUUACAGCUUUGUUGUUUCAUGAAGACACUUCACAGUUUUUUUGUUUUUUUUUUUUGUUCAGAUACUCGAAAAGAGGAAACAUUUUGUGAACCUAGUUUAACCACACAUUUGAGAUCAAUCUCUAGUAAUUUGCAUUCUGUUUAAUGUAUGUCACUGUUUAUUACGCUGUUCCGUAAGAAAAUUAAAAGCUUUGGUGAA
This is a messenger RNA of Arabidopsis lyrata subsp. lyrata, 516 nucleotides long. RefSeq names its product protein transport protein Sec61 subunit gamma-1. Lineage: Eukaryota; Viridiplantae; Streptophyta; Magnoliopsida; Brassicales; Brassicaceae. Bases 74 to 283 code for a protein of 69 amino acids. Gene Ontology annotation, molecular function: transmembrane protein transporter activity. Gene Ontology annotation, biological process: protein targeting; post-translational protein targeting to membrane, translocation. The transcript is spliced from 3 exons. Gene Ontology annotation, cellular component: membrane; Ssh1 translocon complex. The record is from RefSeq and is a predicted model, not a curated record.